Messenger RNA from Zeugodacus cucurbitae (melon fly), 4271 nucleotides. RefSeq lists its product as uncharacterized. Lineage: Eukaryota; Metazoa; Arthropoda; Insecta; Diptera; Tephritidae. Gene Ontology annotation, biological process: apoptotic DNA fragmentation. Gene Ontology annotation, cellular component: mitochondrial inner membrane; nucleus. Gene Ontology annotation, molecular function: single-stranded DNA endonuclease activity; metal ion binding; RNA endonuclease activity. The record is from RefSeq and is a predicted model, not a curated record.
AGCAAACCAAGUGAUCGGUGAUUAUGAGUGAUUGUGAAAUUAAUCAGAGAAAACAUUUUAAACAAUAAAGUCAAAUUAAUUAGAUGAAAAGAUACCAAAUAUAAUAGGUUGCAUUGUAAUUCUUUUGCUUGUGCUUAAGGCGGAUGCACAAAGUGUUAACAACAGUUUUAAAAAUGGACCGGACAGAUUGUGUCAUAUCCUUAGCGUCUUUGACGGUCAAAUCACCGCUGCUGACACAACCAAAUAAACAGGAGCCCAUACAGCCCGAUAAAAAUGGUAAAAUUGUGAUACCACAUGGCGAAUUGGUUGACCUGCGUUGUCGUGAUGCGUUUAUAAAUACAUGUGAAUACAUACUGAAAAGGAGAUGAAAAAAAGGAUGAGGUGAUGAAAUACGAAGAUAUCAACUGUACCAGCGAGUCAAUACCCACUCCAACGAGAACAGGGCGUCACUGUGGUGACGGUGUAUUGCUGCCUUUCGUCAAUCAGUUUGAGGAUGGAGAAAUAACUACAAUGGAAGUAUGUUUCGACGAAGAUGACCUAAAAACUUAUUAUGUUGAACAUAUCAUUUAUCCUGGAACCAAACAUGGUAAACGUGGUGUGCCACGCCCGAACUUCAUUCAGCAAGAUUUCUUUCGUGGCGUAAAAGUUGAUAAUUGUUACAAGACGCAAUUUGAGACUAUCAGCCGAAUACUUGGCAAGAAUGCUUCGGAAUACAUAACAACACAAAACAGAUUGACACGUGGACACUUGGCAGCCAAAGCCGACCUAGCAUACAGUGGUCAACAAAUAGCCACCUGUAAAUAUUUAAAUUCGGCGCCACAAUGGCCAAUAACAAUGACACGACUUUGUUGUUGGACCGGUACCUGGGGCAUAUGCACCUUGCCAAAUGAUAAGGGUGUACAAAAAGACCUAUAUAUUGAUGAGCAAAAUAAUAAUACGAUACCAGUACCAAAACUUUUCUUUCGUAUUGUCAUCGAUUCUGUUACGCUGAAAGGGAUCGUGCUUGUUGGCGUUAAUAAUCCUUAUUUAACCGAUAAAGAAGUGAAGGCCGGUGGGUUUGUGGUUGCCAAAAAUAUAUCGAACGACAUUGAGUGUAUAAACUGGGCCAAAAAAAUAAUUGAAAAAGGUUACUGUUAUGCCUGUUCAGUGCCCGACUUCAUAGCGGUUGUGAAAGAUUUGCCACACAAUGAUUUAUCGACCACCGGUAUUUUAGACAUGAAAUUACCAUCAAAAGAACAAAAAAUGGGUUCGAAUUCAAUAUUCACGAUACUAAUUUGGAUAGUGAUAUACAUUGUAAUUAUUUUGCUUGUACAUCAGCCGGAUGCACAAAAUGUUAACAUCAAACCUAACAAUUUACAAAUCAACAAUAUUAUAAAUGGUCCGGAACAAAGUGGCGUUGCAGUAAACCUUAAGUUACCGGAGGAAACGAUAAUCAAUAGCUUCAACAAAUAUGAUAAAAAUGAAUGUGCACCUUGUGUCAUCAAAGUCAAUGGCCAUAUGACGGACAAAUCACCGCUGCUGACACAACCAAAUAAACUGGCGUACAUGCAGCCCAAUAAAAGUGGUGAAAUUGUGAUACCUUAUGGCGGAUGGGUUGACCUCCGUUGUGGUGAUGCGUUUGUAAAUACAUGUGUACAAAUACUGAAGGCACAAUGUGACGGCGACCAAAAUUUUCGCAUAAACCAGGAAGUUGUGAAAUACGAAAAAAUUAACUGUACCAGCGUGUCAAGACCAAUUCCAACGCGAACAGGCCGUGGUGACGGUGAAUUGCUGACGUUCGCCAAUCACUUUGAAGAUGGAGAAAUAUGUACAAUGCAAGUAUGUUUCGACAAAAUUAACCUAAAAACUUAUUAUGUUGCACAUACCAUUUAUGCUGGAACCAAACAUCGUAAACUUAAAGUACCACGCACGAAUUUCAGUCAGGAAGAUUUCUUUCCUGGCGUAAACGUUGAUCAUUGCUACAAACAGAAGACACAAAUUGAGACUCUCAGUCGAAUACUUGGCGUAGAUGCGUCGAUUUACAUAACAACAAAAAACUACUUGUCACGUGGACACUUGGCGGCUAAAGCCGAUCAAAUAUUCAGUGGUCAACAAAAAUCCACCUUUCAUUUUCUAAAUGCGGCGCCACAAUGGCAGUCGUUCAAUGGCGGAAACUGGUCGACCAUCGAGGAUGACGUGCGUGAAUAUGCCAAUAACAAUGGCACAACUUUGCUUUGUUGGACCGGUAUCUUGGGCAUAUGCACUUUACCAGACGUUGAUGGUGUACAACAACCGCUACACCUACAUAUUGAUGAACAAAACAAUCAUACGAUACCAGUACCAAAACUUUUCUUUCGUAUUGUCAUCGAUUCUGAGUCACGUAAAGGGAUCGUACUUGUGGGCGUUAAUAAUCCUUAUUUAACCCUUGAAGAAGUGCGGACCGGUGCCUAUAUGGUUGCCGAAGAUCUAUCAGACCAAGUUACUUGGAUUCAGUGGGACAGACAAAAUGUCAAUAAGGGUUAUUGUUAUGCCUGUUCAGUACCGAACUUCACAGCUAUUGUGAAGAAUUUGCCACACGAUGAUCUAAAGACCACCGGUGUUUUAGGCCUGAAAGAAUUAUCGAAAAUGUACGCACAUGCCACAACAACGGUGAAAACGCCAUCAACAAGCAGAGAACGUAUUACAAAAACAACAAAACAGCCGAUGCGUUCAGCGCUCAAUAUUUAUAUCUUGUUCGGUGUUUUCGUUUGUGUUGUUGGUAGAGAAGCGGUGAAACCAGCUGAUGACGUCGCACUUAUACUGAAGCGUGUUGAAGCAGGUGAUACGACGGAGGAGAAUGCGCCAGUACACAACAACAACGCACGGCCAUGCACCAUUGAUACGCAAUAUGAUUUGCCAAAGCCGAACCUACCGCAGCCGCUGUACAUACGUCCGAACUCAACGGAAUAUUGGCUGCCGAACGACGACGGUUUCAUUGAGGUACCACAGGGCAGUAGUAUAGAAUUGAUCUGCACCGCAUCUUUCGCGAAUGCCACUGCAAAAGCGACGGGUAUAUCGCGCAAGACGCGUGUCAUCCGUCCGCGUUGCCACCAAGGCACCACUUUCACGCUGAACGGUGAAAAAUAUGAGUUUCGACAAUUUCUCUGCACACAGCCUGUGAAAUACACCGUGGAGCGCACAGCACAAGCUUGCGCCAACAACACAGCACAGCUGUAUCGCGUCGGCUACAAUUUGACACGGACACGUUUCCUUGAAACCAUGCAGAUCUGUCAUGACGAUGACGAACUGCGUACCCACUAUGUGCGCUAUACUCUCCAACCCGCCAAUCAGUAUUAUCAGCCGGGCGUGAAGCGUUUGAGCUUCUCAAAAGCUAAGCAUUUCACACAAUACGACAUGAAUUACUUCUACUCGCAAAAUAAUCAACAACUACAGGCCGCACAGUUGUUGGGCAGCGAGGACCAAGCGCAAACAUGUUUCGAUAAGAAAUCGCUCUUUCUAUCUCGCGGUCAUUUGGCUGCCAAAGCCGAUAUGAUCUAUGCCACACAACAGCGCACCACAUAUACUUUCUUCAAUGCCGCACCGCAAUGGCAAUCGUUCAAUGGCGGACAGUGGGCGACACUGGAGGAGCGUGUGCGCGCAUUUGUCAAGCAAUCGAAGCAAACGGUCACCUGCUACACCGGCACUGUGGGCACCAUGCAACUGAGAAACACCAGCGGCGACAAACGGCAGCCCUACUAUUUGGCUUACGACAAGAAUAAUAACGGUUUGUUGCCAGUACCAGCACUGUAUUUUCGCAUAAUUGUGACUGCGACUGGACGUGCUGGCAUCGUAUUGCUGGGCAGUAAUGAUCCGUUCGCAACGUUGCGCGAAAUACACGAGGAAUAUGUGAUCUGUACGGAUGUGCGCGAGCAUGUGCCAUGGCUCAAGUGGAUGAAGAAUAGAGUUGAUGACUCGAAGGGCGGAUACAUGUAUGCGUGCAGAGUGGAUGAGUUCUCAAAAGUGGUGCCUACAUUGACGGCGGAACUCGCAAAUGUGUCCGAGUUGUUGGUAUAAAGAAAAUGGAGUUUGCGACGCUAAGCUCGUUUCGAACUCGAGUCUUUUCUAGAGCUUUGCUGCAAUUUACCUAGUGGUGCGCACCCGCUCUUGAACCUCUGUGACAUAAUGGAUAUCGCAAUAAGUAGUGCAAUGAAAAUAGUUUAAUUGUUUAAAUUCCCCUUAAUUAAAAAUUUAUUAAUUUAUUUACUCAGAAAUUAAAUAAUAUUGACAGAUUACCUCAGGCAGGUAAUAGUAAA